Molecule: messenger RNA, 3566 nt
Organism: Ceratosolen solmsi marchali
Lineage: Eukaryota; Metazoa; Arthropoda; Insecta; Hymenoptera; Agaonidae
Gene: Exn
Product: Ephexin
Exons: 16
Coding region: 74-3529 (1151 amino acids)
Biological process (GO): activation of GTPase activity
Molecular function (GO): protein binding; guanyl-nucleotide exchange factor activity
Source: RefSeq, a predicted model, not a curated record
AUCGAGCGCGACGACGAGUUCCCGGCCCCGGCCAGUCUGCGCGCGCCAGGUGAGAGAUGCGAGCGGCGUCGAGAUGACGGGCCCCGGGCCCCUCGCCAACCGGAGCUUCCUUUACGGCGAGCGGCAGUCGCGACUCGUCUACGCGAGCCUCGACGGCCUCGCCCUCAGCCGGGCCAGUCUACCCCUGCGGCUCCCGCCCAACGAUUCACCGGCCAACCCCAAGAUAGCGGACGAACCCCCGGCGCCAAAGGACGAGGAGGUGGUAGAAGGGGAGGAGGAGAAUGAGGAGGAGGUAGAAGGGGAGGAGGAGAAUGAGGAGAAUGAGGAGGAGAACGUGCUGCACUACGUGCCGGUGACCAGUCGCCGCUACUACCGUAAGUCCCGGAAGCUCGCGAGCAAGAGCCUCUCGCUCAAGUCUCUCGGGGUCUGGCCGGACAGGAGCCAGACCGCUGGACCCCGUUGUCGCAGUCUGUCGCGCGACGAGCUCAGGUCUCUGAGCAUAUCAGCGCCGAGUAACUUUGUCCACGUGGCCUCGGCCACUCGCGGCGAUGGCUUCCCCUGGGCCCGGCUGGACGACGAUGAUCACUACGACGACGUGGGACCACCCGAGGCUGUCACGGAAACGGCCGAGAUCGUCGACGGGGACGAGGUGGUCGAGGGACCGCAGCUGGACGCUUACGACGAUGUCGGUCCAUUGGGCUCGAGCUCGCCGGAGGAGCCCUACGACGCCGAGAGCGUCUACGACGACGUGAUGCCUGCUCACGCGGUCAACUGUGACGAGGACGUCUACGACGACGUGGACCUGCCACCGCGGCAGGAGUGCCACGAGCGCGUCAAUAGCCUAUACGGGGGCUCGAGCGCCUCUGGAUCCUUGCACGCCGGACACCAGGACAAGGAAUCCGAGUGGGAGGACCUCGAGGAAGUUACCUUGCAGCAGCUCGACGACUUUGGGUCGAAAGUAACGCAGGAGCCGAGUUCGCCGACCAAGAAGAAGCUUGUGGGCGGUCAGCGGUGGCUGAGGAAGGUCCGCCGACAACGCUCGAGAGCGUCGAGGAAGAGCUCCGGGAGGUCGACGAGCCGUGGACCAACCCGGGAUACCCCUGUAUCCGAGGACCGCACCUACUCAGGCCGACGCUUGGUGAAAGCACCAGUCAGUCACGGCCGAGACGCGGCGGCGCGCGCACCCGAGAAUCUCGGCAAGUCCGCGGCGACUCGCGACCAUGAGACCGCGAUGAGGCAGAGCCUGAAGACGCCCUCGCGCCGACCCAAUACCCAAGUGACCCUGAGCCUCGGCCAGGGCUCGAUCCUACUGCUGGGCUGGAGCGAGGAGGUGCCCCAGCCGGAGCAGCCCAGACACGAGGUCAAGGGACUUGUGCAGCUGAGACUCGUGCUCGCCGAGGAGCAUGAUGAGCUGGAGGAGGUGGAAGCGGAGGAGGCGGUCGAGCUCCAGGAGGCCUCGGUCUACGUUGCCGAAGAUUCUUCGGACGACAGCAACUACGAGACCUUGGAGACCUACGAGCCCGACGACUUUAGCAGUGAUUCAGGCUCGGAGGCACCCUCGGCUUGUCCCCAGGAAGCGCCGGAGCGCGCGGUUCCUCCACCCCCACGGGAAGCCAGUCUCGGGUACAGCCUUGGACGACGCAUGAAGAUGCUUCGGCGUACCUGGAGCAUCACCAAGGGUAGUCUCGGACGCAUGCGUCGACGAGCCGUCGGUGAGUGCGAGGCCCCGGCCGAGAGUACAAUCGCCGGUGACGCCAAAAAGUACUUUAGCUUCAAGAAGCACUUCCGUAAGAACCAAGCGUCGGGGCUUUCGACCUUUUACCUGGAUAAGGCCGCGAGCCCAGCCAGCAUCGAUGAAAGAAGGGACGACAAGCUCGGGCAAGAGCCCGUCUACACCAACGGCAACUGGUAUCGCGAGGCUGGACUCUAUCGCAACCAACGGAGCUCCAAGUCCCAAGAGGUGCCUGUCGAUCACUAUAGCGUCCUGGCCGAGGAGCCGCUCUAUCAGUUCUACGCGGCGGCGGCCACGAGGGUUGCCUUCGAGUCCGAUUCCGAUGGAUACGAGGAGGUCGAGGAGCUCACGCCUUCGACGGCAACGACGGAUCUGGCCAAGCCCGGGCACCGCACUCUAUGGUGUCAGACGCCACAGGUCAUAAACAGCGGUCUAUUGCAGAGCCUAUCAUCCGAGGAGCGCAAGAUACAGGAGGCCAAGUUCGAGAUCCUGACGUCCGAGGCCUCCUAUCUGAACUCUCUGCGCGUCCUGGAGAACGAGUUCGCGAGUAACUACGAGCUGGCCCAAGAGGUCCUGACGUCCGCCGAGCGGGAGCGGCUCUUCGGCUCGGUGCCAGACGUCCUCGUGGCCUCGGAAAGGUUUCUCGCUGAGCUCGAGUCGAUCUGGAGGGAGGACCCGAUGCUCGCCAGAUUGCCGGAGCUGCUGCUUCGACAUAGCGAGCGCUGCUCCGGCGUUUACGUCGAUUAUUGCUCGAAUCAAGUUAGCAUCGACACGACUCUCAAGGAGCUCAGGUCGAAGAAGGGCUACAAAUUCAUCGAGACGGUCUCGCGCAUCGAGUCGCACCCCACCUGCCAGAGUCUCUCCCUGCACUCGUUCCUCAUGCUACCGAUGCAACGCAUCACUCGGCUGCCUCUCCUCGCGGACGCCAUCCUAUCGAGGCUCGCCGUCGAGCAUAGCGAGAGACUCAGCUGGGAGCGAGUUCUGGCCGCCCUUAGCCACGUCGUCGGCAAGUGCAACGAGGGCGCGAGACUCGCCGAGCGCCGCAACGAGAUGGACGCCUUGGCCAGAAAGCUGGAAUAUUCGUCGAAAGUGCCGCCGAUCAGCCUCCACGAUCGUGAGCUCAUUCGCAGCGGUACCGUCGUCCAGCUGUCCACCAAGUCCGACAGCGAGUAUAAGUUGACCUUUGGCAAGAAAUUCCACAAGACACCGCUACUGUUGAUGCUCCUAACGGAUUACCUUCUAGUCACGAAAUUGAAGUCCAACUCGAACGACGAAACGUACAGCGUGAUAGAGACCUGCAAGCGGAGCCUCGUCGCCCUGGAGUCGGCCCCGGAAGACGCGGCGCCUCUCGCCGGUCGCCACGCGAUGGUACUCACACUCCUGGAGAAUCAGGCAGGACGACAAGUGGAGUACGUUCUGACGUGCGAGAGUGACACGGAGAGGGAGCGAUGGCUAGACGCGGUCUCGCCGCCGAAACCGAGCUGCGUCGGGGAGACGCUAUAUGAGUCCUGGGACUGUCCCCAGGUGAUGGCGCUCUACUCGUACGUGCCGAGACAACCGGACGAGCUGGCGCUGCAGCCAGGUGACGUCAUAAAUGUUCUUCGUAAGAUGAACGACGGAUGGCUAUUUGGUGAGAAAUUGUUGGACGGAGAGCAGGGCUGGUUCCCUGGGAAUUUCACCAAAGAGGUCGCGUCCGAACACGUGAGAGCGAGAAAUCUUCGACAGAGGCAUAGAUUUUUAGCGCUGAGCGGCAGUGUUUUACAACGACGUGCCAAGCAGUCGCUUUCCAUACUUUAAACGAGAUGCCCUCGGUGCCCAGUGCUUCCAUCACAAG